Molecule: messenger RNA, 480 nt
Organism: Nannospalax galili (Upper Galilee mountains blind mole rat)
Lineage: Eukaryota; Metazoa; Chordata; Mammalia; Rodentia; Spalacidae
Product: patr class II histocompatibility antigen, DO beta chain-like
Exons: 4
Biological process (GO): positive regulation of T cell activation; antigen processing and presentation of exogenous peptide antigen via MHC class II; immunoglobulin production involved in immunoglobulin-mediated immune response
Cellular component (GO): membrane; MHC class II protein complex
Molecular function (GO): MHC class II protein complex binding
Source: RefSeq, a predicted model, not a curated record
AUGGCUGCUGGGCGCAGGCGGCUACAGAUCGGCGGGUCUGCACUGCUGGCGAGUGGCGGGGAGCGCAGGAAUGGCAAACGCAGAAGCUGCGCGAGAUUCCUGAUCUUUUUUUCUGGUUUCCCAGAGGAUUUUGUCAUUCAGGCAAAGGCUGACUGUUACUUCACCAAUGGGACAGAGAAGGUACGCUUUGUGGUCAGGUUCAUCUUCAACUUGGUGGAGUAUUUACAUUUUGACAGUGAUGUGGGGAUGUUUGUGGCGUUGACAGAGCUGGGGGAGCCUGAUGCCCAGCAGUGGAACAAACGCCUCGAUCUCCUGGAGAGAAGCAGGGCAUCUGUCAACAUGGUCUGCAGACGUAACUACAGGCUUGGGGCCCCCUUCAUGGUGGGGAGAAACGUGCAACCAGAGGUGACAGUGUACCCAGAGAGGACCCUGAUCCUCCAGCAGCACAACCUGCUGGACUGCUUGGUGACCGGCUUCUAC